Vitrella brassicaformis is the source of this 1715-nucleotide messenger RNA. The record is from the annotation of a GenBank genome assembly. Lineage: Eukaryota; Vitrellaceae.
CCUCUGUCCACCUGAGUCAGCAUCAUUCCUUCUUGUGCCAAAACAUGCUGGCCCGCUCCACCUCAACGCACCGCCGAUACCUCUCUGCGAACUCACUCAGCCACCUCACCAAGGCGACGCUCUCCCGCGACACACCCCCACCCCCACACUCCCCCAUAUGCCGGUACAACGGCCUCAAAAAGAGCUUCUUGCCCCUCUGGUCGUACCGCGGUGCGUCGAACUGGGCCACGCCGUCAGCAAGGGGGUUGUCGGGGUGCCGGUCUGUUGCGAAGAUGCUGGCCUUGGCCUUGUUGUCGUCGAGCUGGCGACAGGAGCUGAAGCCGGCCUUGUCGUGUAUGUCGGUGAUACGCACAUCCACCCGUGUGUCUUCAUCGCGGCGACGGCGGGACCGCUCCACGUCGACCAUCACCACAGCAGACGGGGAUGAACCUGCGACCACGCACCCACAUACACACAGACACACACGAGACACAUAGAGCUGCAUCGAAUGCGAGAACUCUCUCCUCACCAUGUCCAAAAGUCCACGAGGCGGUGUCGUGCCACCACGCCAGCUCGGUGACGCCGGAGAGGUCGUCCAGGUGCUCUGUCAGCUGCUGCACGGGGCCAGGUGUGCUGUAGGGUGGGCUGAUGCACAGCUUGAUGUGUGUCUUGGUCGAGCUGUCGCACGAGGGGUCGCGUCGGGCGAUGCUGGCGCGGUAGGUCUUGGUCACCUUCCUGGGGUGCGAUGGGCCAUGGUAGGCACUCCCCCCCACUCCUGAGCCGGUCUGCGGGAGGAUCCAGGCAUCCCACGGCCCCGCAGCCGCCAGCCAAAAGUACCAGGAUGGCUGUGGACCCGCCACACGCAGAUGCUGUCGCGUGAUCAUCACGGGCAGCGUGACGUCACCGGCGUGCUGUAGCACCGACAGGAGGUGGGCGUACGGCUGCCAGAGGCUCUCGCCGUGGGGUGCGAUGGCGUAGAGGACGGCCCGGAUGUUGGCGUCCGUCAGGCCAGCUAUGUCGUACUGCACGGGCAGAUGAGUGGGAUGCCUGGCGCGGAGCUGCUGCACCAUGCUGCAGCAACAAAGACAGGCAGCCGGGAAGAUGAUGCACGGUGAGACUCAGUGUUGUUCCCUCUUUCCUCGUGGCGUCCGUACCAUGGUCUGUCCAUGAUUUUGGAGCAGUAUGGCGCGUUGCAUGACCUCAGUGCUGCGAUGCUGAUGACGGGCAGGAAGCGCAGCACGACAUACUUGACGCCUCCGCUGCCCUCCUCAAGCAACGCCGAAAGCGACACAGACGCACCUGCACCAAUUAAGUCAUGACAGACAACGCCCAUGGAUGGAUGGAUGGAUGGAUUGCCUUCCUUUGCAACAAAGGCGUUCGGCUCUCACCUGCAAUGGUGGUCUUGAUGAAAGUGCUAGAAUUGCCCUGCAUCUCCCCCUCUGGAGGUCUGAGGACGUCUACGGCAUCGGAAUAGUACCAAAGAGACUGAUCUGCGUAAGAGGCCCGCCCCUGUUGUACACCUCUCCCAUGAUCAGCUGCCGACUCCGCUGCCGUGGCGGGGCUGGCUGCUGGGACGGCUCUCACCUCAUCAAGGGCGAAAGACAGUGCCGCGUUGAAGAGCGACGGCUUGCGGCUUGGCUUGCGGCCGUCCCCCACCGCUUUACUGACCUGCUCACGCACUCUCUCUCCGGCUACUAGUUGACCCCAUCCGUCAAUGAUGGAAUGCAUACUUUGAU